AUGUCCCAGCUUGGACUCUCAUGUGACAGUCGCACCGUUAGCGUCAGACCAAAGGUCGUUCUGUGUUUUUCUGUCCCACUCAUUCCCCUCAAAAUGGCUCUUCGAGACAACGUCCUGCUUUUCCUUUGCAUUUUAAAUCCAUUUGCCAAUGCCCUCUACAAGCAGUGGAUCCCAGACACCAACUUUGAGAACGCAACCAACUGGGAUAAAGGCUCUGUUCCCUGCGGGAAUGACCAAGUGGUGUUUCUAGCUCAGAGGAAAGUAUCAGUGUACGUGGAAACAUCUCACACUCUCACUGGGAUGAGUUUGCCGGUGGAUGGACAGCUGAUCCUGGCGUCUGGUUCUGGGUUUUCCGUGAGAGAAGGAGGAGAUCCCGGAUGUGGAACUGGAGUCACGGCACAGUUUAAAGACCCUGAGUCUCUGAAGUGGUUCGACCCGUCACUAUGGUUAGCCGCGACUUCUAUCGACGACCUGCAUGGAGGAACAUAUCAGUUUUCCGUCCACGAGGAGAGUGUCCCGUGCCAGUUUGACGACGUCAUGUUUCGAGAGGCGACCUCUUUCCGUGUGGACGUUUCAUGUGAUCAUGAUGUGCCGGUGAAAAGCGUGUCUGUUCUUGGGAAGAAGUUCACCAGCAGCUCUGAGUUUUCCCAGUACUUAUCAUCAGAUUUCGGCCGGCUCCAGUUCCACGGAUCCUCACCUGUUCGCAUUAUCGGAUCAAGUUGCGCAGAUAUAACGGGAUGCAUCUGCGAUAACUCUAAGAAUCGAGACGAGAUCUGCGCCAACGUGAAAUGCGAUGCGUUGGAGUGCAAGAAACCCCUGCAACCAGUCGGACAUUGUUGCGAUGUCUGCGGCGCCGUCGUGGACGUUCGCUUCUCUUCGAGCUUCAACUUUGAGUCGUAUCGUAAACGACUCCUGCAUUACUUUCUCAGCCUGCCAAAAUACAAGACUGUAAAGAUGGCCAUGUCGAAAGUUUCAAAGGAGCAAAGCCUGCUAGCGUUGAUUCCUUUCGGAUCCACCCAGGAGAUACAGGUGCUGCUUCUGGAUGGGGAAACGGGUCAAGACGCCGGGAAUCUCGCUGAAAGUCUCGCUCGUGAGAUAGUGAAGGAUGUGCACACCCACGGAUCGAACCUCGGCAUCACCAGUGCAGAUUUCCAGGCGUCAUCGGGAGCGAGUAGCGGUGAAAUUGCGGGAAACAGUGCGCCGGGGGUGGUGGUCGGAGCCGUUCUGGGAUCCCUGAUCGGACUGGGUUUACUUGCAGGCGUUGUUCUCCUCUAUCGGCGUGGCUUUGUUACGAUGCCCAGAAUGCCUAGCAUCCCCUCUUUCAGCAAAUGGAGGAACAGCAGUGACGUUGGGGAGCUUGGUGGCGCAUUAGACCGGGGCUACGACAACCCAAUGUUCGACAAGCCGACAUUGAUGCCAGAAGUACCUGGGCUGUACGGGACAGAAAUGGUGAACUCAGUGACCCUAACCCAGUCGGGAGUGCAUUUCGUAAAUCCUGUUUACGAUGAAACUGAUUUCAAUGCAUGAAUGGUGUGGUUUCAGCAAAUCUGAUUGUGGAUGUAAUGAGAAAAAAAAUACAGAUUCUGAAUAUGACUUAAUUUGCAGACUUGAAUCAGUAACCAAAUGAAAAUGUACCCUAGUGGAAAAAACCAAAACGUAUUUAAAAUACUAAGUACACUACAAAUCCAUUCACAUGUUGACUGAUAUUAUAACUAAACUUUAUUUGGAGCACUUCUUUAUUGAACUUUUCGUAAUAUCAAGCCUAAAAUAUGUUAAAUAUCACCAUUAGUAAGGAUAGUAUGAUAGCUCACAAUCAAUAUACUUAAGUAUAUUUUUAGUUGGACUUCAGCACUAUUUCCGGAUAGUACAAAAAUAUGUAAAUGUAUUUGUAGUAUACUUAGCAUAAAAUAAAUGUAUUUCAAAUAAAUAAAUUUAAAUUCACUCACACUAAAUUUUCUGUACUUUCAUACCACACUAUGACAUUUCUCGUGAUUAAAAAUAAAUAAAUAAAAGCAUGGUUAUUUGACAUUUUUGGCUAUAAUAUUGUGUUAUAUUACUCUUUUAAAUCAGGUUUAGAUAUUGUGUUGGUUUAACUCGAACCUGCAUUCGAAUUAAUGAAUAAAUAAAUAAAUAAAUAAUACGAUGGGCAAUUGCCAGUGUUUAUAUAAAAUAAUUCCAUUUGAAGUUUGUUGCCACAACACUUACCUUCCAAGUAUCAAAGAAAACUCUCCUCAGCAGAAGCCAGUAAACAAACAAGUUAUUAAUAUCAGGUUAAACCUCAGAUUUUGAGGUGAUCUGUCUGUGCUUAUGACAACAUAAUAUUCGCUAUUAUUAUUCCAUUGCAGGCUCUUUAGUUUUGUGUUGGCGUCUAGUCCUUUAGUUGUUUUAUUCCUGGCCCUGGAGAACCACAGUUGCAUAUUUUUAUGUUUUAUGUUAUCUUUCAUAAUUUCAUAAGGCUCUCUUUUAACGAGCUGAUUAUCUGAAUCUGGUCAAAUUGUUAAAGAAAGACAUACAGAUACAACAUGUUCAGAAUAGGAUUAAAAAUACAUUUAAAUCACCAGUACAAAGAUGGUUUUCUAAAGAACCAGAAAGGAAUAAUCUAAAGAUUAUUAUAAAAUGAUACCCUGUUUAGCUCGUAUUAGGAGUGUAGUUCUUAUUGGUGAUGUCUAUAUGUAUUAUAUACUGUAUAUUUAGCAUAAUUAUUAUCCUGUUGGGGUCAUUGAGGUUAUUGCUCAUAACAUUUAACAUAUUACUCAUAAUAAUUUUGUUCGUUUUUACUGUCAUCAUAACAUUUAUAGCCUUUUCAUUUGGGAGGUAUCAUUAAUACUAACCAAAAUGACUAUUUUGCACUUAACACAUUAAUCAAACCUUUACAAACAUUCAGACAAACAAAACCACGCUUCACAAAAAUUGCAAGUUUAUGAAUUUGUUUAAUAGUUACAUACCAGCAAAUGUCAUUAAAAAUAAAGUUGAUGUAAGCGUUAUAAAACAUGGCUGUAAAUGCUGUUAUAAAUAUUGAAGGAAGACAUCAUGUAAUAAUUCAAUCACAUGGAGUUUAACGUGCUGUACUGCAGACCUGUGCAUGAACCAUACAGUUUACUGACAAUAUACUUCAAAAACUGCUGUCGUGAUAAAGCGAAACGACUCGUGUUAAUGAGUUCUGCAAGUUAAAGCUCCGGGAUCAACAAAGGGCUCUCAGUGUAGGCCAACUCAACCAUGCAUCACACAACUCGUCCUCAUCU
This is a messenger RNA of Pimephales promelas (fathead minnow), 3242 nucleotides long. The record is from RefSeq and is a predicted model, not a curated record. Lineage: Eukaryota; Metazoa; Chordata; Actinopteri; Cypriniformes; Leuciscidae.